UUCUAUGCAUCUCUGUCAAAUUUCAGGCUUGUGUCAUUUUUAAAUUUAAUGUAUUCUGAAAAGAAGUGUAGAAUGAUGGUUUCCUGAACUCUUGGUAUCUCCUGAACAUUUUUUCUAGUAGAUACUUAGGAUGAAGAUGUCUGAUUCGUUCGAAUGAUAUGUCCAAUGAAUCAACCGGUUGGAAAAACGCAAUCAUUCAAUUCGUUGCUGGAGGGGGUGCAGGUUUCGUUGAGGUAGCCUUAAUGCACCCUCUGGACCUGGUCAAAACAAGGAUGCAACUGCAGAAAGGCCCUAUAAAGAAAAACGAUCCAAACUAUUACACUGGGAUACUGGAUUGUUUUCAAAAGCUUCAGAAACAAGAAGGCACCCUCUCUUUCUGGAAGGGUCUUCUGCCACCUCUGAUUGUUGAAACUCCAACGAAAUCGAUUAGAUUCACUUCGUUUCAUUUUUAUAAGAGGAUGUUUGCUGGAGAAAGAAAGCCAGGCUUGCUGACCCACAUGGCGAGUGGCUUCUGCGCUGGCAUCACAGAAUCAUUUGUUAUUUGUCCCUUCGAGGUGGUCAAAGUUACCCAGCAGGCCAACAGAGGUCACAUAUCCCAUACCCCUUCUUCAUGGGAGAUGGCUAGGGUGAUCAUCAAAGAGGACGGUGUCCUCGGAAAAAGAGGUAUAUACAGGGGCUUGGGAGCCACCGCCCACCGUCACAGCGUGUUUUGUGCCGUCUACUUGGGUCUUUUCUACACUGCAAGAGGUAACAUCCAACCUUCAGGGUACCGAUGGAAGGACACUUUCGUCACGUUGGUGCUAGGAGUUGCUACAGGUGCUUUCGCAUGUUUCUUCAACACUCCUUUCGACGUGGUCAAGUCUAGGAUACAGGCACCCCAGACAAAGAAUAUCAAAUAUAGCAACACUUGGCAGUCUAUCAAUACGAUUUACAAUGAGGAAGGGUUUCCUGCACUGUAUAAAGGCCUCUCAGCCAAGGUGUUAAGAUUAGGUCCAGGGGGUGCUAUAAUGAUUCUUGUGUUCGAAUUUGUACAAAAUUUCUUGUCGAGGGUAUUUAUUAAAUAAAAUAAAUGAAACAACCAAUA
Harmonia axyridis is the source of this 1084-nucleotide messenger RNA. RefSeq names its product mitochondrial 2-oxodicarboxylate carrier-like. The record is from RefSeq and is a predicted model, not a curated record. Gene Ontology annotation, molecular function: ATP:ADP antiporter activity. The transcript is spliced from 6 exons. Gene Ontology annotation, biological process: mitochondrial ATP transmembrane transport; mitochondrial ADP transmembrane transport. The coding region runs from base 159 to 1064 and encodes 301 amino acids. Gene Ontology annotation, cellular component: mitochondrial inner membrane. Lineage: Eukaryota; Metazoa; Arthropoda; Insecta; Coleoptera; Coccinellidae.